GUAAACAUGGCGUCUACCUACAAACUGCGGUGUAAUAUUGUUGGACAUCAGAAGGAUGUCCGGGCAGUUGCCUCAACAAUCUUCCCAGAAGGAGGAAUUGUGUCUGGAUCAAGAGAUGUCACAUCUAGAAUAUGGGUUCCGAAUGAACACAAUCCCAGUUUUACAGAAGGUCAUGUGAUGAGUGGCCACAGCAACUUCGUGGCCAGUGUGUGUGUGGUCCCCCCAGAUGACACUUACCCCAAUGGUCUAAUUGUCACCGGCAGCAAUGACAAUACCAUCCUGGCAUUCACACUGGAGUCACCACAACCGAUCUUCAAGCUUACUGGCCAUACAGGCACUGUGUGUGCUGUUGCCUCAGGAAAGUUUGGCUUCCUUCUCAGCGGUUCCUGGGACAAAACUGCCAAAGUCUGGCUCAAGCAGAAAUGUGUGAUGACUCUAGAAGGCCACGAGGCAGCAGUGUGGGCAGUGGCGGUUAUUUCGGAACAUGGUAUGAUGCUGACUGGCUCUGCGGACAAGUCCAUUAAACUCUGGAAGGCAGGGAAAUGUGAAAACACUUUCCAUGGUCAUGAAGACUGUGUUCGAGGUUUAACUGUUAUGAACGGUGGUGAAUUUCUGUCCUGCUCUAAUGAUGCAACAGUCAAGCGAUGGCUGCUGACUGGCGACUGUGUCUGCACCUACUACGGCCAUGCCAACUAUGUGUACAGUGUUGCUCUGUUUCCCAACGGCCAGGACUUUGUGACCAGUAGCGAGGACCGCACAGUGAAGGUGUGGCGGGGCCCAGAGAGUGCCCAGACCAUUCCUCACCCUACACAGUCUGUGUGGACAGUGUGCACGCUACCCAAUGGGGACAUUGUCACAGGAGCAAGUGAUGGAAUCAUACGAGUGUUCACAUCAGCACCAGAGCGAAUGGCAUCAGCUGAGGAACUGCAAGCUUAUGAGGAGCAGGUAUCAGCAUCCACAGUUCCAGCACAGGUGGGCGACAUCAAGACAGAAGACAUACCUGGUCCUGAAGUUCUAAUUAAUCCAGGGCGCAAGGACGGGCAGCAGAAGAUGGUGCGGCAGGGUGACAAGAUCGAGCUGUACCAGUGGGAUGCAGCCAAGGCCAGCUGGACCAAGAUUGGGGACGUUGUUGGCUCGAGUGGGGGGUCACAACAAACUUCAGGGAAGACGCUCUACGAAGGCAAGGAAUAUGACUAUGUGUUCAGCGUGGACAUCCAGGAAGGAAUGCCACCUCUCAAACUGCCAUACAACAUCACGGAAGACCCAUGGUUUGCCGCACAGAGAUUCCUGGAAAAACAUGAACUCAGUCAAAUGUUCCUCGACCAGGUAGCCAAGUUCAUCACAGACAACACUAAAGGAGUGACCCUGGGUACAGAGAAUCCAUCAUACUCUGACCCAUUCACCGGUGAAGGACGUUAUGUCCCCGGGUCAGGUGCGGCACCUGGAGCUGGAGCUGGAGCAGGAACUGGAGCCACCCAUGGAGCUGACCCCUUCACUGGCUCUGGCAGUUAUAAACCAGCUGGCAGCAGCAGCAGCAGCACCACCACCACCUCCACCACUACCUCCAGCAACUCCUUCUUCCCAAUCACAUCCUUCCUCACAUUCGACCAGGCCAACCCCACACAGAUUUUAGGCAAGAUAAAGGAGUUCAACGGGACAGUUGGAGACAGCUUCAAGGUGCCAGACUCCAGUAUUGAUGACUUGGCAUCUCUCAUUGAGGGUCAGUCGGCCUCUCAACAACAGCUGCAGACAGUGCAGAGGUUGCUAUCCUGGCCAGCAAAUGUGGUGUUCCCGGCUCUAGAUGUAGUGAGGGUAUGUGUGAAGCAUCCCCAGGUCAACCAGGUCUUCAGCAACCAAGCCUCAGUACAACAACUGAUUUCCUUCAUCAACCCUGACAAACCACCUGCCUGCCAGAUGCUGGCUCUGAGAUGCCUAACCAACAUGUUCUCCCAGUCGCAGGGUAGAACAGCUUUAUGUGAGAAUAGAGACACUCUCUUAGGAUCUGCAUUGACCUGCAAGAAAACCAACAAGAAUGUACAGAUAGCCAUUGCUUCUGUCAUACUGAACUACACAAUUGCUCUUCGUGGAACAGAGGACAUUGAAGGGAAAUCACAAUGCCUCUCUGCAGCUCAAAGUAUUCUCGAAGCCUCACCAGACCAUGAAGCAAGUUUUAGAAUCAUUGUGAGCAUUGGUACGAUCCUCUCUGGAGAUGAGGAAGCAUUAGCACUAGCUCAGUCUCUGGACCUUCAGAAUCCCAUAGUCAGGCUAGUGAAACUCACAGAGCCGAAGAAGGUGCCGGAAUGUGCUCAGCUGGUUCUUAACAUUUUGAAAGUUUGAAUGCAUGUUCUGAUGUAAAUGAAUGUGAUAUUUGUAAAGGGAGUGUUCACCUCAAGCAUGGAAUGGAUGAAUAAAGAGGCAUAAGGCCAUAUAACUGAAACUCUAUAGGCUCUGACUGUCAAAUUUAUUUAAGAAUUUACAAUAUAUUUCUGUAUUUGGAGGUACAAACAAUAAGAGCCAGUGUGCCCUCUCAACUCUGUUUAUACCAAUAUAUAGACAAUCAAACAACAUUUAUGUCAACAAUAAGUGGAAAUAACCUUCAACUGCAUUUUAACCAUGAGCAGGAAACUUUUAGAAAACUUUACAAAGUUGAUUAAAUUGAUUGAGCACAAUACAGAACAGCAAAGAAAGUAGUUGUUAUGGAAACAUAAAGCUAAAAGACAUGAUUUGUUGAAUCCAAUGAUUUCUUUGACUUUGGGACGGAUAUGACUGACUGAUUUUGGUUUUACGCUGCUUUUAGCAAUAUUUCAGCAACAUCACGGCGGGGAAACACCAGAAAUGGGCUUCACACAUUGUACCCAUGUAGGGAUUCGAACCCGGGUCUCAGCGUGGCGAGCCAAGACUUUAACCGCUAGGGUACCCCACCACCUCGAGAGGGAUAUGAGACUUCCUUGGCUGGUAACAGUACAUAAGUAAUCAGUUUGGUUCGUCUGAUAAAAGGAAUGUAAUAAGUUAGGUUAAGCUUGAUUAACUAUCAUUGUACUACAUGUACAUUAUAUGCAAUGUUUUCACAACAGGACCUGGUUAAUAGAAGCUUUGUAAAUGGCUUUUUAACAGAAGGAACAUUUAGAGACAUUUGUGUAAAAAUUAAUUGAAUAAAUAUUUGUUAUCA
Messenger RNA from Haliotis rubra (blacklip abalone), 3169 nucleotides. Its product is annotated as phospholipase A-2-activating protein-like. The coding region runs from base 7 to 2337 and encodes 776 amino acids. Gene Ontology annotation, cellular component: cytoplasm; nucleus. Gene Ontology annotation, biological process: ubiquitin recycling; proteasome-mediated ubiquitin-dependent protein catabolic process. Gene Ontology annotation, molecular function: ubiquitin binding. Lineage: Eukaryota; Metazoa; Mollusca; Gastropoda; Lepetellida; Haliotidae. The transcript is spliced from 12 exons. The record is from RefSeq and is a predicted model, not a curated record.